Lethenteron reissneri (Far Eastern brook lamprey) is the source of this 3351-nucleotide messenger RNA. Its product is annotated as zinc finger protein 709-like. Gene Ontology annotation, biological process: regulation of DNA-templated transcription. Gene Ontology annotation, molecular function: DNA-binding transcription factor activity, RNA polymerase II-specific; RNA polymerase II cis-regulatory region sequence-specific DNA binding. Lineage: Eukaryota; Metazoa; Chordata; Hyperoartia; Petromyzontiformes; Petromyzontidae. The record is from RefSeq and is a predicted model, not a curated record.
CGCUCGCGUGACGUCAUGUAGCUCCUGCCGCUCCUGCCGCAAGAUACGACGAGGAGAAGGAGGUGCACGCGAUCUCCCUCCCCCCACCAACCCCCCAAUCUUGCCGGAUCCCCUCCGCCGGUACCGCCGGCACAGCCGCCACCGCCCGCUAUGCACCGCUGCGGCCAGUGCGAGUACAGCACCAGCUACCGUGGCCACAUGGAGGUCCACCGCCGAAAGCACACGGGAGAGAAGCCCUUCAAGUGCGCCUCGUGCGACAAGUCGUUCGUCCACCUGGGCCACCUCCACCGGCACCAACGCUCGCACUCGGGCGAGAAGCCGUACCGCUGCGACGCGUGCGGAAAGACCUUCACGCAGUCGGGCAACCUUCACAACCACCGGCGCAUCCACACGGGCGAGCGUCCCUUCAAGUGCGCCGUGUGCGGCAAGGCCUUCAGCCAGACGGGCAACCUGCACAACCACCUCAUGACACACAUGGAGGAGAAGCCGUACAAGUGCGCCGUGUGCGGCAAAGGCGCGAUGUCGGACGAGAAGAAGCUGCUGCAGUGCCCCCUGUGCAAGUGGGUGCUCAUCAGCCACGCGGCGCUUCAGGACCACAUGAAGCAGCACGGACGGCGGACCGAGGAGUACUACCAGUGUGGGUGGUGCUCCUACAGCAUCUACUGCCGGCGCACGCUCAGCAACCACGAGAGGAUGCACACGGGCGAGAAGCCAUACAAGUGCGCUACGUGCGGCAAGGUUUUCACGCACUCCGGCUCCCUCAGAAUGCACGAGAAGUCGCACACCUCCGAGAGUAGCUACGAGGGCCCCGUGCGCGCCAAGGUCUUCGCCAGCCCGGAGAGCGUUCGGAGCGAGAAGCCGUUCGAGUGCGACGCGUGCGACAAGGCGUUCGCGCGCGCCAAGGACCUGUGCAGCCACCAAAGGGUUCACCUUUGUAAGAAGAAAGGCUACAAGUGCAAGCGAUGCGAGAGGUCGUACACAAUGUUGAGCAACCUCCGUACGCACGAGAAGACGCACGCCGACGACGCGCCGCACGCUUGCGGCGAGGAGUUCACGGAGCUGGACAGACUACGUCGGCACGAAAGGUCUCACAAGGACAAGGAGCAGAAGCCACUGCUGUGUGCAGAGUACGGCGAGGCGUUCAUGGAACUGGACAGCCUGCGUCGGCACGAGAGGACUCACAAGGACACGGAGCAGAAGCCACUGCUGUGUUCAGAGUGUGGCGAGGCAUUCAAGGAGCUGGACAGCCUGCGUCAGCACGAGCGGUCUCACAAGGAGCAGAAGCCACUGCUGUGUUCAGAGUGCGGCGAGGAGUUCACGGAGCUGGACAGACUGCGUCGGCACGAGAGGUCUCACAAGGAGCAGAAGCCACUGCUGUGUUCACAGUGUGGUGAGGCAUUCACGGAACUGGACAGCCUGCGUCGGCACGAGAGGUCUCACAAGGAGCAGAAGCCACUGCUGUGUUCACAGUGUGGUGAGGCAUUCACGGAACUGGACAGCCUGCUUCAGCACGAGAGAACUCACAAGGACAAGAAGCCACUGCUGUGUUCAGAGUGCGGCGAGGCGUUCACGGAGCUGGAUAGCCUCCAUCGGCACGAGAUGGCUCACAAGGAGCAGAAGCCACUGCUGUGUUCAGAGUGCGGCGAGGCGUUCACGGAGCUGGACAACCUGCGUCAACACGAGCGAUCUCACAAGGAUCAGAAGCCUGGCUGCACGUGCCUCGCAAAGGCGCGCGACCCGCCAGCCGGCCGCACGGCCUUCUGGGGAGGGCGCCAGGCGACGAGCCGAGAACCUCGUUCGCUGGGCUCCCAGAUCCGCGUCGCUGGGCGACACGAGGCAGCAAUGACGGCGACCGCCGCCGAUCGCGCGACGGCCGCGUCCGAGAGCGCCUCACCGAAGGCGCACGGUAGAAGACGACCCCGGCGUGGCGGGAGACUCGACGCCGCCAUGCACCGCUGCGACGAGUGCCCGUACAGCACGGACAAGCGCAGCCGCCUCACCGUCCACCGGCGCACGCACACCGGCGAAAAGCCCUACGGCUGCCCGGUGUGCGGCAAGGCCUUCGCCGACACGACGGCCCUCUGCCGGCACCGCAGCACGCACAGCGACGACAAGCCGCACGCGUGCGCCCUCUGCGGCAAGUCCUUCCGCCUGCCGGCUCACCUCGAAAUCCACGGAAGGACUCACACGGGCGAGAAGCCCUACAGCUGCGACGCUUGCGGCAAGACGUUCUCUCGCUCGGGCGGCCUCCACCGCCACCGCCGGGUGCACACGGGCGAAAAGCCCUUCGCGUGCUCCGUGUGCGGCCGGGCCUUCAAGCACUCGGGCGACCUGCGGAUACACGGGCGCACGCACACCGGCGAGAAGCCCUACCGCUGCGGCGUCUGCGGCAAGGGCUUCUCGCAGUUCGGCGGCCUCUACAGCCACCGGAGCACUCACACGGGCGACAGGCCGCACGUGUGCACCGUGUGCGGCGGCGCCUUCGCCCGGCCGGGAAACCUCGCGCGGCACCGUAGGACGCACGCCGGCGAGAGGCCGCACUCGUGCGCCGAGUGCGGCCGAGCCUUCGCCACGGCGGGGGAGCUGCACGUGCACGGGCGCACGCACACGGGCGAGAGGCCGUACGCGUGCGACGAGUGCGGACGUGCGUUCGCGCAGUGGGGGGCCCUGCAGAGCCACCGCAGUGUGCACACGGGGGCCCGGCCCCACGGCUGCCCGGCUUGCGGGAAGAGCUUCGCCAAGGCGGGCGACCUGCGGAGGCACCGGCGGACGCACACGGGCGAGAAGCCGUACCGGUGCGAGAAGUGCGGCAAGUCGUUCUCGCAAUCGGGGACGCUGCACGUCCACCGCAGGACGCACGAGGGCGAGCGGCCCUACAAGUGCGCGCUGUGCGGGAAGCGCUUCACGCAGUCGGGGACGCUGCACAGCCACCGGAGGACUCACCGCGGGGAGGCGAGGCCCCGGCGCGGGAAGGGGCUGUCCGGCGUUCCGGGCCGCGCCCCCGGAGAGGAGGGUUCCGGCGGGCGCGCCGCGCCGGGGAGGGAGGCUGCGCCGUCGGGGGGGAGCGACGCCGGGUCGCCGCCACCGCCGGCGGCGGUGUCGCUCGUCGUCAAGGAGGAACGCGAAGAUGAAGACGUCGCUGCUGAGGGAGACGCAUGGCUGGGGGAGCGCGUGGACGGUAGUCCCCGCAGCGACGGGGAAGAGCUGCUGCUGGCCGUGAAGACGGAGCGUCGCGACGACGAGAAAUUCGCCCUCGGCGCGGACCGCCGGGUGAUCGGCCCUGGCGAGGAGGAGGUGUCCCUUCCCUCGACUGGCACCGAAUUGGAGGGCGUGGGACGUGCACAGGAGUAG